Messenger RNA from Oryctolagus cuniculus (rabbit), 12885 nucleotides. Lineage: Eukaryota; Metazoa; Chordata; Mammalia; Lagomorpha; Leporidae. The record is from RefSeq and is a predicted model, not a curated record.
GCGCGUCGCCUGUCCACGUCCCAGAACGUUGAUUAGGGAGAAAUCGGCCCUUUGAAAACAGAACGCCAAGCCUGUCUUCCGAUGCUGCUUCUAGGCGCUGGAGGGCUCUUCUGGAUAUGCCUUCUGCAGCAUCUCGGGGAGUGUUGUGAUUUUUUUUUUCUCCCGAAGGCAUGUUGGAGGGUUUAAAAAUACUCCCUGCUUAGUUUCCUGCCGGGGAUCAUGUCCCGCGUGCAGUGGCCGCAGGGAAGACAGCCAGGCUGCCACUCGCGGCGGAGCACCGGGAGAGGCACCCGCGCAGGGUCGCUCUGCCACCCACACGGGGCGGAGAGGCCUCCGCCAGCUCCUCGCCUGGCCUCUGAGCAUGGGGUGAAGAACCCAGCCCCUGGGGUUGGGAGACCCAGGAGGCUGUGUGGCUGUGAACCUGACCUCUCCCUCUCUGAGGCUGUUUCCUCCCUGUAAAAGAGGGGUCUGAAGAGGAAGGAGCCCUCUGGGGCCAGUGAGCGCUAACACAGUGCCAGGCUGAGACUGCACAGGCGCAGAGGCCCCACGGAACCCUGAGAGCAGGAUGCCGGGCGCCAGGGCUCCGGGCCUCGGUUGUCCCUCCACUCCGCUGGCAGUGUGGCCUGUCCUCGCGGAGGGAUCCUGGUUUCUCCUGCUCUGCACGGGCACACAGGGUCCCUGGGCUGAGAGAGGGAAAGGCAGCACCAAGGGCGCUGGGCAGGGAGCAGGGACCCCUGAAACCCAGCUAAAGUGACCGGAGGCCGCAGAGCAGAGGCCUGGCCCUCGGUUUGCCUGGUGCUGGGGCUCAGAGCUGGGCACUCACACUGGCAUUUAGAGGCAUCCCCUGCCUGCCACUUCUCCUCCACUCGCUGUCCCAGAGUCGGAACCCAGCCGAGACCCUGCCUGAUCCACGGCUCUCCCUGUUGGAACCUGCGCCUGUGGCCUGUCCCUCAGAGCCUUGUCCUCACUCAGCACUGCUAGGGAGGAGGCCCACAGACUGCCGUAGGCAGGGCAGAGAUCGCUGGGGGCCGUGGGGUGGGCUGCUUCUCUGGCUUCUGACCCAGUACCCUCGGAGCAGCCCCUCACUGUCACGUGUCUACAUGACGCUCACAGAGCCACAGCACCACAGCAGGCAGAGCCAGGCUGCCCCUCCGCUGCCCUGGAAUCCCAGGGGUGUUCUUGCUGGGCUCCGGAAGCCGGUCACAGCUCUCGUCUCUGCUGCCCCACUUCUGUCCUCCGCCCUCCGACCCCCCUAGCUCCUAGCUCUGGCCUGAAGUCCUAGGGCGUUAGAACUGAAAGGGGUUUCUGGGUUUGCCACUCAGCCCUCUCCCUUGACUCAGAAGGAAACAAGGCCUAGAAAGGGAAAGUGAUUUGCUGGAGGGGACAGCAGGUCAGGGCCGACUCGGUGGGGAGAACACCUGCUCUGCCCACUCAUGCCUAGGGCUCUUCGAUCUCCAUCCCGAGCUGCCUUCCAGCCUCAGUGUCUCCCCAAUUCUCCCCUUGGAGCAUCUCUCCAGUCCUGUUUAUCUCCAUCCUCGUCAUCUCUGCUGGCUAGCAAGGGACAGCAGCAGGGCUGCACAGGGCCACCUGGCCUCUUAGCUGGGAAUCAGAAAAAUCCGAACCUGACUCUGGACUUUACCACUAACUUGCCAUACUCCCGAGAUGGAAGGGCACAGACUCCUGAGACGUUCUAACUUAGAGCUGGGAGGGCCUUAGCAACCACCGAACUCAAGCCUUUUGUUUGAUAUCCGGUUCUAGGUGCUCUCAUCUGUCCGCAUAGCCGUCAACCUCCGUGAGCAGGUGUUCCCGUUUCUCAGAUGAGCUGGAAACUAGAGACUUCGAGGGGACACCAGAGCCUGCUGUUUGGCCAGCCCAGAACCCUGCGGUAGACACCGCCUCAGUCAAGAGCGCUUACUGGCUAAAAAAGGAAAGAAUUUUCUAUAUGUGAAUUCUGGCCAAAUGGUGGCAGACGCUGAAGAGUCUGGGAAUCCUGUCUGUGGUGGGCUGAGGGCUGAGCCCACCAAUGCAGUGAUUAAUUCUAGGAACAGCAUACACAAGAGAUGGUCAGUCCAGAAGCCAGAAGCUACAGGGAGAAACCCAGGGCACCCAACAGGGCUAGGUAACGUGGGAAAGGCCCAGCUUGCCGUGCUGAGAUUGGAGUUCCAUUUGUUGUGAAGUCCAAGGUCUCCUUUUCUUUCCUUUUGCAGAGAACUUGGGCUUUGGUGUCAAGCUGACCAGGUUCAAGUCCAUUAUACACCAUUUGCCAGUUUGAGGCUUUGUAUGUUUCUUAACCUGCGAGCUGGAGUUUUCUCUUCUGUGAAAUGCAAUGCUACUGUUUUUCUAGCAGGGUUGAUGGAAGAGUUACAAAGUACAGUGGUGGAGUGCUUCACACAUACUCAACUUAGUGCUGGCUAUUAUUGUAAUUGCUUAACUUCCCUGGAUCCUGGGCAUUUUGUGCACAAAUAAGGAGCUGAGUGUGAUUGAUCUCUGCGUCUGUUUCAGCUCCACUAUGCCGGGAAUCUGUGACAACGUGGUAGGAGCAGGAGAGAAAUGUGAGCAUUGUCAAACAGAGAAUUUUUCAUUAAUAAUUCCAUAGGUACAAAUUGCUCUGCUUGGAGCAAUCAGUAAGGACCUCCCAAUAUUUCCUCAUAAUUUAACAUUUCCAUUCACCACCUCUUCCCAUCCACUCUGCAACUUUUUCGUCUUCCAAUUUUUGCGGAAGGCAAUUAUUUAUCCUAGCGUCAUUCUCUUUCUCCACCUUGCCUGCUCCCUUCUACUCCUUGGCUUUGAAACAGCUGUCUGCCAGCAGCGUGUCUCUGAGUGGGCCAAUCUGUCCUUGUCAGAAUAAAUAAUUAAAUGCAAAGAGGAGUUAAUUAUCUGCUGUUGGCUGGGUAGGAGGAAAACUAACGUGAGGACUUUAUCUCUCCCAUCUGGCUCUGUCUCCUCCCUCCUCUCCCCUCUGUAGGGAGUGACUGUUCGGGGAUGCAGAUCCCCAGGGACUUCUAAUUUUGAGGAAGCUGCCCACACUGGCUGGCCCCAUAGAUACGGCUGUGUCAUACACUCGCUGGGUCAUGUCCCCCUGAGAGUAGAAAAGAGAGCACACCCUGAAUGUGAGAAGUGUGAGAGCUGCGCCCCUGCCCCUGCCUUGCACACACAGCGCUCACGGUCAACCCCCAGCACUCACAGUUGUCUUAUACCAAAGUGGCCUUGCACUGGCACUGGUUUGCCAAAGAAAGGAACUUUGGACAAUUUAGGUAGUUCGGCCUCGCUGUUAAGUCAGGGGGUCACUGUUGGCUGAGCCAGGAGCCACGUUUGGCUCAGAGCCCUCUCUUGCCAGCAGUGAGACCUUAGUCCAGUUACUAGGGGAGCAGGGCUUGGGUGUUUGGGCCGUGGUCCAGCCGCUGCCUGGUCUGCCCACGUGCCGUGUCAGAGGGCCUGGGUUUGAGUAAUCCACACUCUGGGAGGCAGCCGUGCGUGAGUCUCGGGUGGAGCUCCCAAUCCUGAUGUCAGCCUGGCCCAACCCCACUAUGGCGGGCAUCUGGGGAGUGAACCAGUGGAUGGGAAAUCUCUGUCUACGUCUGUCUGUCUGUCUUCCUCUCUCUGUCCAUCUUUCAAAUACAUUUUUAAAAAGCAGGGGCAAGGGGUGAAAGUAGUUCCUACUUCCUCAGGUUGUGAGAACCAAAUGAAAAAUGUAUAGAAAGAAACUUGCAGAGUGUCCGGCACAUAAAAAGCCCUUAAUAAGUGUUUACCCGUUAUUUUUAUCACCUGGACUUAAAUUCUUUUUGUGUGUAACUCUGGUUAAACUAGAAGAUGCAACUGAGGAUCUCAAAACAUAAUAAAGAUGACUGAAUCGGCUAAGGAUCAAGACAGACUUUUCUUUUUUAAAAGAUUUAUUUAUUAUUUAUUUGAAAGGCAGAGAGAGAGGAGAGACAGAGAGAGGUCUUCCAUCUGAGGGUUCACUCCCCAGUGGCUGCAACGGCCAGAGCUGGGCCAGUGUGAAGCCAGGAGCUUCUCCUGGGUAUCCCACGUGGGUGCAGGAGCACAAGCACUUGGGCCAUUUUUCACCGCUUUCCCAGGCACAUUUCAGGGAGCUGGGUAGGAAGUGGAGCAGCCGGGGCUCGAACUGAGGCCCAUAUGGGAUGCCAACAUUGCAGGCAGCUGCUUUACCCGCUACACCACAGUGCCGGCCGUGGCAGACUUUUCACAUAAUUUUCCCCAUAUACCAUUUUAGGGAGAAACUAUGGAGGUGAGGGGAAAUCAUAAAAAUGUCCACAAAUGAGUAAGGUGCAAAGGAGUUCUGUGAUGAUGGCUAUGGUUGGCACUUUGUGAAGCCACUUUUGCUGUCUGACAUGCACAGGAGUUGAGUAAGCAUCUUCAGACGGAAACCGAGCUGACAUGGUUCUGUGUCUUACGCAGCCUUUAAGGAGGCCCUUUCACAACAGAACUCUCUUAGUUGGGAAGCACGUGCCACAUUCCACUGUCUGGUGGACAGAGUGGCAGCGUGGGCCCAGGGGGCUGUGAUUAUUACUAUGAAUAACAACCUUGAUUGAGAAGCAGAGAUCUGUUAGAUACCAUCCAGAACAUGUGUCAUUGUCCAGAAUUAGACUCAGACUCCCUGGAGUGGCCGGAUAAUCUAAUUUUGAUGAACUCAGAUAAGUUUCCCAGAAACUUGAAGGCAGGAGGCGGCGAGGAAUGGUGCCUAGUCAGACAGUGUGCGCUGUGUACCCUCCUGGUCCUGCUCAGGCCAAGUGGAGGGGAGGAAGCAAGAUCUCCAUGGCUCCUGUCACCAUCAUCCCUGGGCAGUUGCCCCUAGCCAGCUACCGAAGCCCAUCUGCUGACAUGCAGUGUGGCCCCCAAGGCUUGCUCACCCUCUGUGCAAGCGCUCUGUGCAAGCACCCACCACUUCGGUGUUUUGAGGGGCACGUGGCGCCUGCAGACCAGUUUGCAUGGCAGCCAUUGCCAAAGCGCUGGUGUAAGCAUGAGUUUUACCAAUUGCACAGUGCUUCAGGGCUGCCACCCCGUUUAGAGGCUGUCAGUUUAAGGUCUGCCUUCAGGAGCAAGUCACAGCCUGAGCAUGGUUCAUGAGGGCUGGGAACAACUCCAGAGUCCUAAGCUUGGCCCCCCCCAUUCUGGGCACUGAGCUCUCAAACCACAGUUUCUCGUCUUAGUAAGUUGGCUCACACAGUGCCUUUGUCUGAAAUUCUCUCAUCUCUUGCACAUCUCCUCUGUCCUGCACCCCGAAAACAUCAUCGCGGCACAUGUACCUAACUCCUAGUCAAGGGUUGUCUGCUCUGGGAAGUCCUCUCUACCCACCCACCGCCACCUCUGGCUGAGGUCAGCGUUCUCACGUGCGUUUGCAUGGCAUCCUGCAUUUGCGUCUAUCCUGGGACUCACCACGUUUGCUUGUGUUUGUAUCCCCCACAGGCACUGAGUGUCUUCAUAUGGUCCUUGGGUUCCUGAUUUUCAGCACAGCACUAGCAUAAAAGGAUGCCCAGGAAAGCAUUUAUAAAAACUGAGCUGAAUUAGACUUUUUCCUAUACUUUUUCUCAACACUCCACAUGGUGCAGGUAACACGAAGGGAGCAAAUAAAUAUCUGCUUGAUUGUAUAAAAGCUGAUCCCAGGCCUUAUCACUAAACGGCACAGUCAUGUCUCAAAUCACUCAAUACCCCUGGUUAGCGGAGCUUUUGAAGUUCAAGUGCAGAGACCGAAGCAUUGAUGAGCUGCACGUCGGAGGGGAGGUGGAGAGGAUCUUUCUGGCAAGUUUGAUCGGAAACUUUGGAUGGAAGCCCUGCUUCUGCCCCCAGCAGUCUUCCUUUCUUUGAACAAGUGGUCUCUGUAGGCUUCCUUCUCUACUCAACAGAGGGAAACACAACCGCUGGUUGUGGUCAUACGGAGUCUUCCAUCAGCAGUAAGAAGUGAAUGCCUAUAACAUUCUGAAGGUUCUUGAUAUUGGACACAGCAAAUGUGGUACUGCCCUCUUGGAGCCAACAGGGCAAUGUAAGAGAAGCACAUUUUUUUUUUUAACAGUGUAAAGUUUCAUUUUUAUCUAUUGUCAGGGCUUUUUAGUUUUUACAAAUGUAGUAGAGAUUGGCCAGAGUUGUAGAGUUACUGGUAAAGUUGCUGCCUGCGUCACUGGCAUGCCAUAUGAGUGCUGAGAAAGCAUUUAUUAUAUACCUGUGAGAAAAUCUAAUGCCAUAAGAAUACAAAGUAUUUUUUAAACAAAUAAAGUAGUUUUGAUUUUUGAGUUUUCCACUCCUUUGAGGGAAGAAGCCAUUAAGUCUUUGAGGGAAGGAAUUAUGACUAGUUUUAUUAAUUUAAUGGAUGUCAUUGAGUGCUAAUAUUUGUCAGGCCUGCCAUCUCUCGAGGCUUGCUCUCAGUCCUCAGAGCAGUGGUAGGCACAUAGUAGGGACUUUCAGGUUGUUGAGGGACUAGAAACUUUGGGAGAACAAGCUGAAUGCAGCACAUAGCCAAGUGUGAGGAGGCAUCCUCCACGCUCGAGGCCAGUUUAGAGCAUCUCAGGGGGUAUCCAGUAGGGCUGAGGUCCCUUGCAUGCUGCAUCCAUGGAAGAGUCGGAGGAAGAGGUUUGGGCUAUGAGUUUAGGACUAAUUCAGGUUCUCUGAGAUGGUUCUCUUUGGGAAAGGUCAGCUGUGCAGGCGGCCCACGAUGUCCACACAAGGGGCAGCACCGAGUCGGGAGUGCAGACACCCGAACGUCACUCCUAGCUCUCUGAUACUGGAAGUAAAGGCACGAAGGGUUUGUGCUCACUGUACGUAAAACCCCUCCCUGUCCCGUCCCCUUUUACCCAAGCCCCGUGUUGCUAUUACUGAAUAACUUCCCCAGGGGCCCUUCAAAAAACUGCUUCGUCUGCAGAUAAGACACACUGUAGAGGACAUUGAAGGUUUGGGCAAGAAGAACCUUAAUAGUCAGGCUGUCCUCCUCACGUGCAAGGGACCAUCCCAGAUGGCCUUGGAGACCUGGGGAUUUGGAUCAGUUGUAGAAGGCUAUGCCCCCAAGUCCCCAGGGCCCCUUGGAACACCCUAUUCUAACAAAGCCCUCUCCCAGCCUAGAAAAUUUGACUCAGGCUCCUGCCACCCACUCCCACAGCACCUUAUGGGCACUUCCUGAACGUUAAAACACCCGCUUCCUUGAAAUUACAUGUCGAAUGUCUCCUUUCCAUUAUGGGAAAUCGAGGCAGAGCUAAACUCAGGAGAGGCGGGGGAUUCUUCUCGGUUGUCCCCCUCCUUCCUGCUCUCUCCUCAGUGCCUAGCGUGCUGCUCAGCACCUCGUAGCCACUCAAUAAACUUAUUCAUGAAUGGGUGAGUCACUAGAGGAUAUUCUCACCAGGACAGAGAGGUGAGAAAUUGUGGGACGUGUAGGGGAGUUGUGUAGCUUCGGGGCUGAGGGCGCGAGGGGCACAGUGAAGAAAAGGCAGGGUGAGGCUGUGCCAUGGAGGGCCCCAAGAAGCAAGGCUGACAGUUCGGACUUUCUAAGCAGGAGGAAGCCAGCAAAGACUACAGCUUCAGCAGAGAGGUAAACGUCCAUUGUAAUCGGUAGAAUUUAUUCGUGGCAUAGGCAGCUUCCUUUGCCCCUCCUAAUACACUUCCUGCCAAGAAACGCAUAAUAAACGACAAAGCAUUGUCUAUGCCACACACCCAGUAAAGUCACCGAGUAUCUUAUCUACAAAUUUCUUUGGCCGGGGUUGUAGAGGACCCAAGGGAAGCCAAUGUGGCUGGAAAACUGACUCGAGCCAGGAUGCUUUCGUGUUAGAACCUGAGCGGCUGGCACAUGGUAGCGAUGUCCAGUUUCUCUGACCUUGCUUGAAGGUCAGCAGGGAGGGGUCCUGUACCCCAACUCCUCUGCCAAGCCCUGGCUUUCUGGUUUUCCAAGGAGUUUCUCUCUUGAACCUGUGCCUUCCCUCUUCCAGGAGGGAGUCCCUGGACUACGAGUGAGGGAGUCAGCACUCAGGCCUCUUGGCAGACCAGACCAAGGCACCAUAUGCUUUGCCGGGAACUAUUUUUACACUUCCUUGGGGAUUUGCUAGGAAUGAGUGACAGAGAGUGAGAGGGUCAGGGGAAGUGCUCAGGAAGUGCGUCUGUGAGCUCGUCCCGAUCCUGGGUGAUUUUCUGGUUUCCAUUCCCGUUUUCAUUCUCCUCUCAUUUCCUCCCGUUCAGCUGUCCCCUCCCAUGUUUCUUUUCUCAUUUUUAACGCACUUUUCUCCACUUCCUAUGUUCCCUUCUCCUUGCCCUCUUCUUUCAUUCUCCCCGUCGCGUGCUUUGCUCGCAAUAGCUACCUUUUAUGCAGUUCUUGUAUGCUGAGCUCUACCCAUCACCCCGUAGCCUCCAGGAGUGAACUCGCAGUGUCUCCACCGUGCAGAUGAGCAAAGGGAAACACAGACUGAAGAACUCAUCCGAGCUCAGCAGACAGUAACAGGGAUUUGAACUCCGGGUACCUAACUCCCAUGCCUGUCUUCUCUUAGCCAUCGCAUGGCUGCUUUUUCUGCAUUUCCACUUCCCCCUUGCCAGCGGCCUUUUGUGCUGCCUGUCUUUCCCUCCCUUCCUCUCACUCACCACCGUCCAGUCACAGCAUGCCUGUGGCUGGCUCUGAAGGUGCUGAACACUGUGCACGCGCCCAGAAGAGAGGACAGACCAUCCAAGCACUUAUCUAAUCAGCCAUUUUCCUUUCGAGCAAGUGCUCCACGAUUUUCCACAUUUGGGGGCUGGAGGAAGGGCCCCGUCACCACCUGAGGAAAAGAGGCAGAUGCCCGAUCACCAAGCAGAGGAAGGACCUGCAGCCCUGGCUGGGCCUUUGAUACAGAGAGGAACGGAGAUAAGUCCCUUUCCGCUGACUCAGGGGCUCUCUGCAUACUGUCAGGGUUGGGGGUUGGGGACUGGGAGAAGACAGAGCCAAGAGGCUGGUUUCUGUCAAAGAAUCAGGUCCGCAGCCAAGGAAGCCUGAGCUAUGAAAUGCAGCUCUCCACCCUGUCUUUUCCCAUAAGCGUAAAGAACGUUGCAGUAGGAACCAGGAGCAUGUUGGCAGCACAGAUAUGAAGGUCAAAGUUUGAACUUGGCAACCUGCAAGGUCUCAUGCAAAUCUGAGGUUCUUUGAUGCUAAGAAGGGAACAUUUCUGUUCAGUUCCCUCCUACCUCUUGGCCAUCCUGUUGGUUACGAUCAGUUGAGAGGUUUAAACUCUAAGGCCACUUGUUCGCCAAGGAAGUCGGAAGUAGGAGAUUCAAGAGUUGAUUCAGGACAUGGGCUGGCAUUUGGGAGACUCUCUUCAAAGCUUCAGAAACCUUGGCCCACCCCACCUUGCCCACAGGCAGGAAGUGGGGGUGGGGGGACUGUGAGGGAGGCUCCCUCUAUUUGCUGGGGGAUGGAAAACCCCUCGCAGAGCCCUCUCCAUGUUACACCCUCCCCAUUCCUCACUGACCAGAACUUAGUGCAGUGAAGACUAAAAACCAGAAUCACCUGGUCUUUCCACCCUGCUAGCAGGAGGCAGGCAAGGAAGCAGCAAUUGGUUUGCCACUGGGUGGGAAGCACCAGUGCCUGCCGCCUCCUCCUGGGCCAGGAUCUGCUGAUACAGAAGAAAAGGCAGUCACUGGUCUCAAGCGGUUCCUACUGGGAGAACAGGGAGGCAGAGGACGACAAUACCUGGUGGCCAAAUGCUGAGAGAGGGAUGGGCGUCCCCAGGAUCCUCAAGGGGGCUAAGGCCCAGCUUGACGGGGUAGGGAGAGCUAGAGGGAGGAAUGGAUGAAUUGAGAUUUUAUUUAUUUAUUGGAGCGGCAAAGAGAAGAAGACAGAGAGAGUGGGAACUUCCAUCUGCCACUCCCCAAACGCCCGCAACAGCCCUGGGGCAUUAAAGCCAGGAGCUGAGAACUCAAUGCAGGUCUCCCACGUGGGUGGGUGGCAGAAAUCCAGCUAGCUGAGCCAUCACUGCUGCCUCCUAGGGUCUGCAUUAGCAGGAAGCGGGAGUCAGGACUGGAGCCUGGCGCUGAGCUCAGGCACUCUGACGUGAAUUGUAGGUAUCCCACCUGGUAGAUUAACUGUAGAACAAAUAUUUCCCUCCACCCCCUGUUUUUCAAUUUGAGAAGCAAGAGGCAGGGACACACACAGACACACGCACAGAGGCACACACACAUCCAGUUAGAGGGAGGGGCAGGUAAGAGGUAAUUGGUGGGAGGGCAUUUGUGCCAGGAGUGGCAUUGAGAUGAUGCUGGAGAAGCCAGGGAGGGAGGAUUUGGCAGGGACUUACAGGAUUAGGGCGAUUGUUCUGGAUUGUGUGUGGGUACGUCUACAGGCAGGGCAGUGUGUGGGCAGCAGAGCUGUGUGGCUGGGGCGGCUGCACUGCACUGGGUUUACCAGCUGGAGGAAGCUGUUCCUCUGUGAUAUCUUUAGCUGGUGGGACUGAAGUUCAGUUUUUCAGUUCAUCACCUGCCAAUGCAGCAGGUGGAUGUUGGGUGGUUCCGAUCACUGCAGAGCAGUUCCUGAGGGUCCCAGUGUGCCCAUCCCACUCCCACUCCUUCUUCCUCCACCGAGUUAUGCCCUCUGGAGCCAUAGAACUUCCUUCUUCAUGGGACAGCAUUCAAACAUUUACGGUAACAAUUUUCAGGGUUUCACAUACCUCGUCUCAUUUGGUGCCCUCAGUCCUCUGAUGUGGUUACUCCCACCCCAUUUGACAGAUGAGAAAUGACACUCAAUGAGAUGGAUGUCCAGAGUCACGUGUGCAGAUCCCAAUCCUGCCUUUCUCCAGAAGUGUUGGUGACUGUUCCCCGGCUCCGCCAAGAUGGGCGACUGGAGCUUCCUGGGAGAGUUCCUGGAGGAAGUGCACAAGCACUCCACGGUGAUCGGCAAGGUCUGGCUCACGGUCCUCUUCAUAUUCCGCAUGCUGGUGCUGGGCACCGCGGCUGAGUCUUCCUGGGGGGAUGAGCAGUCGGAUUUCCAGUGCGACACGAUCCAGCCCGGCUGUGAGAACGUCUGCUACGACCAAGCCUUCCCCAUCUCCCACAUCCGCUACUGGGUGCUACAGAUCAUCUUCGUCUCCACGCCGUCCCUGGUGUACAUGGGCCACGCCAUGCACACGGUGCGCAUGCAGGAGAAGCGCAAGAUGCGCGAGGCCGAGACGGGCAAGGAGGUGCAGGGGGCCGGCUCUUAUGAGUACCCGGCAGCCGAGAAGGCGGAGCUGUCCCGCUGGGAGGAAGUGAACGGCAGGAUCCUGCUCCGGGGCACUCUGCUCAGAACCUACGUCUGCAGCAUUGUCAUCCGCACCACGGUGGAGGUGGCCUUCAUCGUGGGCCAGUACCUGCUCUACGGGAUCUUCCUGCACACCCUGCACGUGUGCCGCAGGAGCCCCUGCCCGCACCCCGUCAACUGCUACGUCUCCCGGCCCACGGAGAAGAACGUCUUCAUUGUCUUCAUGCUGGCCGUGGCCGGACUGUCCCUCUUCCUUAGUCUGGCUGAACUCUACCACCUGGGCUGGAAGAAGAUCGGACAGCGACUGGCCAGGUCGCCGCAGAGCUCGGCGGAGCCCCGCCUGCCUGGCCCCUCGGCGGGCACAGCCCAGAGCUGCACGCCUCCGCCUGACUUCACUCAGUGCUUGGAGAAUGGCCCUGGGGGGAGGUUCUUCAGCACGUUCAGCACCAACACGGCCUCCCAGCAGAACACAGACAACCUGGCCACAGAGAGGGUGCGAGGCCGGGAGCAGGUGCCGGGGGAGGGCUUCAUCCACAUCCGCUACGACCAGAAGCCCGAUGUGCCCGAUGGUGUCUCACCAGGCCACCCCAACCCUCAUGGCUACCAAAGUGACAAGCGGCGUCUUAGCAAGGCCAGCAGUAAGGCCAGGUCAGAUGACCUGUCAGUGUGACCUUCCACUGUGCGAGGACCACAAUCUGCCGGGAGCAAAGGGGUCUCGGAAGGGGAAAGGGUGGCCCUUCUCAGCCUAUGCUCUCACCCUCUUCCCUGCUCUGCUCCUUGGGCCUUGGCUCUCAGUGGCAUUCCUCCAUACCUCCAGAGGGUGUGACCGGGGCUCCAAGCUGUACCCAGAGAUAAGCUACGCCCUUGGCUCCCGUCCCUCCCAUCACCUAGCCAGGGUACCCAGUGAAGCCUUUCAGAUCAUUCACUGAGCAGGGUGGUGGAAGGGGAGGGAAACAUGGCCGGAUCUGCCCUGGGAGGGAGAACCAGGGGCACAGAACACCAGCAACAUGCCAGGGACAUAUAGCAGACGGGGUCCCCAAGACCCCCCUGGCUACCUUGACCUCAUCACCCCUCCUCUCCCAAGGAAGAGCCCAGCGAAUCAACACAUGUGCUCAGGAACCUGUAAUCUCCAUGGGCCACUGCUUAGAGUGCUGGUGAGGUGGCCUUGGGCUGCCCUUGGCCGUCCCGCCCUCUACCCGGUCUUCAAAAGGGAUCCUUGGAACUUGCCCAGCAGCCUCGAUUUUACAAGUGCCUUGGCAUGGACCGCUGGCAAAUGUCCCAGCUUGGUGGUGUUGCAGCCUUGCCUUCAGCCAGGGUGCACACCCGGUCCGGGGCCGGGGAGGGGGGUGCCAGCUCCUCUAGGGAGUCACUGUACACACAGACUCCACAGGAACUCCGGCCACCACCUGCCAUCCUGCAGCUCUGUUACAGUUCCACCCAAUAAUAGAAACCAUCCCCGCCCUUCCUCCCUCGGCCGUUCCUGCAGUUCUGUCCUACAGACCUUAUCGAUAGCGUGCCCAGGAAGCCAUCGUCGUCGCUCGGGUCCUGACCAGAAGAUCCCAGCCGCUGGGGCCAGUGGAAUUUCCCCAGGUCUUAUUAGAACAAAGCAAACAUUGUGCUUCUCACAACCCCCUCGGGAAAAAAUAAAUCUGCUGUGAAGAUGGAAAUAAAACAGGAGAGAAAACACUGGAAAACUA